AAUGGCUGAGGCACAGCUGGUUGUGUCAGAUGGCAAUCAGAAGUUAUUUCCCUGUGAAGUCUGUGGGAGAUGCUUUGCAACAGAUGUUCUGGAAAGACAUGGACCGAUAUGCAUAAAACUAUUCAACAAAAAACGCAAACCCUUCAACUCCUUAAAGCAGAGAUUACAGGGAACGGACAUUCCCACUGUGAGCAAAGCUCCUCAAUCCAAGGCUCAGCCCAUGAGGAAAUCUAACUGGAGACAGCAGCAUGAGGAUUUCAUCAAUGCAAUCAGAUUGGCAAAACAGUGCACUCUAGCCUUGAAAGAGGGCCAGCCCCUCCCACCCCCACCUCCUCCAACCAUCAACCCAGAUUAUAUUCAAUGCCCUUACUGUAUGAGGAGGUUUAACGAAACCGCUGCCCAGCGACAUAUUAAUUUCUGCAAAAAUCAGACCUCUCGGCGCGUCUUCGACUCAAACCAAAUGGCAGCCAGACUGGCAGCCAGAGCUCAGGGUAAGGCCCCGGCGAGUCCCAAAAAAUAACCAACUGUUACGAGUGCUGUGGGUGCCCUUCGGCAUAGCAGGACUGUGGAGACCAAAAAAUAAAAACCGACAGCCUGGCUAGUUCCAGUAAGUCAGAGCACGCACCAUGUGCUUGUGUUGUCAAGUCAUGGGAGCAGAGCCUCUGUCCUGCUGCUGUGAUGACCAGCUGGUGAGCAGUAAAUGAGAAAAUGGCAUCCCGUG
Molecule: messenger RNA, 721 nt
Organism: Rattus norvegicus (Norway rat)
Lineage: Eukaryota; Metazoa; Chordata; Mammalia; Rodentia; Muridae
Gene: Zc2hc1b
Product: zinc finger, C2HC-type containing 1B
Exons: 6
Coding region: 2-520 (172 amino acids)
Source: RefSeq, marked validated